UACAGCCUUGCUCAGAUGCCUCCUCAACCUCCUCUACCUCCUCUUCCGCCGCCGCCAUCUUUUAUAUCUCCAUCGACAAGGUCGCCGCUGUCCAGAGCCGCCGCUCUACCAACAACUAUACUGUCCCCUGCCUCUGCUGCAGUCUCUCAAGCACCUGCUGCUUCAUCUUCAAGAGAGGCAGAGAUGGCUUCUUUGAAGCAAAUAGUUGUGCAAAAUCGAGCUAUGAAACCGAAUAGUCCACUGCUGAAUUCAAAUCAUAUAGAUUCUAGUAAGUAUAGUAAGCCACAGUUAUUACAGCAAGCUCGGCCACGCCAAACGAAUCCGAUUAUAUGGUGUUUUGCAUUCCUGUGUCUACUUUUUAGUCUUCUUCUCAUCUUCCUUGGAAUUGCCACUUUGAUCAUUUUCCUGGUUGUUAGACCAAGAAAUCCUGUGUUUGACAUACCAAAUGCAAGCCUCAGCACUAUCUACUUUGAUGCACCUGAAUAUCUCAAUGGAGACUUCACUCUUCUCGCAAACUUCACCAACCCGAACCAGAGAGUCGAUGUGAGAUAUGAGAAUGCAGACAUAGAGCUCUUCUUUGGGGAUCGACUCAUAGCAACUCAAGCAAUCCAGCCCUUCAGUCAAAGAAAAAAAGAAGUGAGGUUACAACCUGUUCAUUUGAUAUCCAGUCUAGUUUUCUUGCCACAGAAUUUCGGGUUGGUACUUCGACGACAGGUACAGAACAACAAGAUUGUCUAUAACAUCAGAGGAACUUUCAAGGUCAAAGCUUCUCUGGGUUUCGUCCAUUACUCUUACUGGCUGCAUAGCCGAUGCGAGUUGGUGAUGACUAGUCCGCCAACUGGCGCUCUAGUUGCUCGGAGUUGCAGAACCAAGAGGUGAAGAAGCAGAAAUAUUAUGUUGCACACCUUCUAUGAUAUCUCUAUAUGCAUUGUCCAAAUCACAGUUAUGGAUAUAAGUCUGAAAAGAUCUGAAAUAUCAGUUGAACACCAUUCAUCUUGUUUGACAUGGUUUACACCAUUUUUAGGGUUGUGUGUGAGCUUUUUAGGUGAUUCUUCUUUAACAACUAGCGCAUAAGAGCCUUGGAUCAACCAACAUAUAGACUACAGAAGCACAACUGAUGAAGAAAAAUCUUCAGUUUAACAAUUCUGCCAGAUCUUGCUGUAUUUUGGCAAUAUCAAUUUGACAUUUUAGUUCUUGACGAGUAAUAACAACCUCAUUUUUUUUCGCUGCUA
Molecule: messenger RNA, 1232 nt
Organism: Cucurbita pepo subsp. pepo (vegetable marrow)
Lineage: Eukaryota; Viridiplantae; Streptophyta; Magnoliopsida; Cucurbitales; Cucurbitaceae
Product: NDR1/HIN1-like protein 1
Biological process (GO): defense response to other organism
Cellular component (GO): plasma membrane
Source: RefSeq, a predicted model, not a curated record